Molecule: messenger RNA, 1263 nt
Organism: Harpegnathos saltator (Jerdon's jumping ant)
Lineage: Eukaryota; Metazoa; Arthropoda; Insecta; Hymenoptera; Formicidae
Exons: 3
Coding region: 430-780 (116 amino acids)
Source: RefSeq, a predicted model, not a curated record
UGUAGAGCAUAAAAGCGAAGAAUCCGGAGUAAAACAGCGAGAGCGAGAUCGUUCGGGCUGUGCGCGCGUGUUGCAUCAUGAUCUCGCGUGAUCUCGGAUCCUUGACUUCGCACCAAUCCUGAAUGGCGCAGGACAGGCUGAUCGAGAGCGUUGAUCGCCGCAUCCGCAGCAGGGAGAGUUUCACCAGCACGAGCAUCGCGCUCGCGAUCACCACAAAUUUACCCGCGGUCAACUGAUGUGGGUUAGUCGCUCGAAGGAUCAUUAGUGGUAGACUCUUCAUCACGCCCACGUCGAAGCAGUACCACGGUGACUCAUAGAUAGCGUAAGCAAGCCCUUCCGAUUGGAAUUCCAGUGUCUGUCCGGCGAAGCAGUAGAUGAAGAGUUGCACCAACAGUAUGACGAUAUAAAGUACAUGUUUCAUGGCGGCGAAUGUCUCGCUUGUCGCGAGCGCGAGGAGCAAUUGAAAUCCUGGAAAUUCCACGAAACGACAGUGAACGUAAUCACAGCAGGAUGGUGUGCCAUGCGUAUGAGACGAUGAUGCCUCUUCAACAAGUUGUCGAGCUGGGCGCGGUAAAGCAACCCCUCACAGCUUACUGCCGCGAAGUCCAUCCUGAGAACUUCGAAUUGUCCGCACGUGUGCAUUGUGAGGGUGAAGAAGAAGCCGUCGUUCCCGCAUUGCGAGAUGCAGUUGACGAAGAUCUGCAGCGACUGCAGGAUCUCGACCAAGCCGUAAGCGAAGGACGUGUAUGUGCUGAAGACACAGUACGCAGCCAAGAGUAAUUUCUUCUCGUGCGUUUUGUUGUAAAUCUGCUCUUCCUCGUCGUCCCAUGGCAUCUUUAUAUCGCUGAGCAAAAGCGAGGAGAAGAGGAACACACAGGAGGCGCAGCCGAGGGAGAGGAACACCAUGGCGCCGAGCCGACCUUUACGCGCGUACUUCAGCAUGAUGUCACGCGAGGACGCGUCCUUCACGAAGGUCCAAUCGUGAACGAUGGACUCCACCAGGAUCAGCUUGUGCCUCCAAUUCAGGCGAUGCAAGAGCAGCUUCGAAAUGCUGAUCACCGACGAGAACGCCGACAGGAAGGCGUUCAGGACGUCCUCGUAGUCCUUGCAAUGUCGGAUGACCUCUAGUGACAAACUAAUCAUCGUGCUCAUCUGGUUGGAGAAAAUAAAAAUGAAUACAUUGCUUUCGUACAAACAUUUCAUAUGUAGGCAGUUUGAAAAGUUCUCGACCUGACACGUACAUGGCAUUAGAAACUGUCAAAC